Messenger RNA from Coffea arabica (coffee), 3954 nucleotides. RefSeq lists its product as uncharacterized. NCBI's taxonomy places the organism in Eukaryota, Viridiplantae, Streptophyta, Magnoliopsida, Gentianales, Rubiaceae. The record is from RefSeq and is a predicted model, not a curated record.
AUGAGAGUUGUGGUGUGGAAUUGCCAAAGGGUGGGGAGUCCCUUGACAGUUCCCAGUCUGAGGGAGGUUAACAACCUCUCCUCCCCAAGUAUGUUUUUCUUAAGCGAGACUAAGAACAGGAAGAAUGUGAUAGAUAGAAUAGCUAGACAUCUAAGGUUGGAUCAUAAUGUGACAGUGGAAGCUAUGAAUAGGGCAGGUGGAAUGGCUUUGUUAUGGACUAAGGAAACACAAAUUGUGGAGGUAAACACUACAGCCUUCACUAUAGAAGCCAAAGUGGAAGAUAAUGAGUCCCGGGCUACUUGGUGGUUUAUUGGAGUUUAUGCCAGUUGUGACCAGAGAUUUAGGAAAGAACAAUGGAGGGUGUUAACUGAUAGAAGCAGAUUGUGGGGAUCCAGAUUCUUAAUCACAGGUGACUUUAAUGAUAUUUUGUCCAAUGAUGAAAAAUGGGAGGGUGCGUAUAGGGAGGAGAGGAGUUUUAGGGACUUUAGAGAUUUCAUAGAUUGUAAUAGAUUAGUGGAUAUAGGUUUUGAAGAUACUAAUCCAGGGAUUGGAAGGAAGAAGAAGAGGUUUUAUUUUGAUAAGAGAUGGCUCCACAAAGAGGGGAUUCAGGAAGUGGUGGAGCAGGCUUGGAACAAGGAGGAACAUGGUUCUAAAAUGUUCAAAGUAACUAGGAAGAUUAGAAAUUGCAGAAUCGAACUUUUGAAGUGGAGAAAUAAAGUCCAAUCUAACUCUAGGAGCAAAAUUAAUGAUCUUAAGCAAGAGCUGGAUAGAGUUAGGAACUCAGAUUCAGAUAAGAGAAACGGGGAGGUAAGGGAACUUAAGAAGCAGCUGGCCGAAGCUUAUAAGGAGGAAGAAAUCUUUUGGAGUCAAAAGGCUAGAAUUAGUUGGCUGCGGGAAGGGGAUAAAAAUACUAAGUAUUUUCACUCUUACGUCAAGGGGAGGAGAGUGAGUAAUAAUUUGAGCAAAAUACAAAGAGAGGAUGGGUCUUGGACUAACAAUGAGGAUGAGGUUGUGACUGAAAUUGCUGUCUAUUUUAAGGAGCUGUUCACGAGUGGAGGGAGAGGUGAAAUGACAGAAAUUUUAUCUGGUAUUCCACACUCAAUCACUCAGGAGAUGAAUGAUAAUCUGAUCAAGGAAGUUAGCGAGAAAGAAAUUCAUGAGGCUUUGUUCUCUAUGAAUCCAGAAAAAGCACCAGGUCAUGAUGGAAUGACUCCAUUGUUUUUUCAGAAUUUCUGGAGCUCCAUUAAGAAUGAUAUCAUACCAGCAAUCAAAGCUUUUUUUCACUCAAGUCUCAUGCUUAAGUCUGUGAACCAUACUGUCAUAUCUCUCAUUCCCAAAACUCUGCAUCCAAUCAAUUUGAAAAAUUACAGGCCUAUCAGUCUAUGCAGUGUGAUCUACAAAAUCAUAUCCAAAAUCUUGGCCAAUAGACUGAAGAAUGUUCUAGAUUCUUGCAUAAGCAAAACUCAAUCUGCUUUUAUUCCUGAUAGACAAAUUUUGGAUAAUGUGAUUAUUUCUCAUGAGUAUAUGCAUUAUCUAAAAAACAAAAGACAGGGGAAAGAAGGCUACAUGGCAAUCAAAUUGGACAUGGCAAAGGCCUACGAUAGGGUGGAGUGGCACUUUCUGCUUGCUAUGAUGGAACAAAUGGGAUUCUGUGCUACAUGGAUCAACUGGAUCCAUAGCUGCCUGAAGACAGUGAGUUACUCUUUCAACUAUAACGGGGAAGUCAAAGGUUAUGUGUCCCCAGAGAGGGGAAUCAGGCAGGGGGACCCUUUGUCCCCAUACCUUUUUUUAAUCUGCUCAGAAGGCUUCUCGAACUUGUUGAGAAGAGCUGAGGAAAGCAAACGAAUUGAAGGUCUAAAGAUCAGCAGGCAGGGUCCAGUUCUUACUCACCUUUUUUUUGCUGAUGAUUCUAUCAUCUUUUGUAAAGCAAAUAAGGAAGUGGCAGGGGAGAUUAUGAAAGUCUUGAAAGUAUAUGAAAACUCCUCAGGGCAGUUGGUCAAUUUGGACAAAUCUGCAGUGUUCUUUAGCAAAAACGUGGUCAGCGAGAAGAAGGGGGAAAUCUGUCAAGCUCUGGGAGGAAUGAGAGAGGCAACACAAGGCAAAUACUUGGGGCUCCCAAUGGUUGUCUCAAGAACUAAAGAACAGAUUUUUGGCUUUGUGAGGGACAAUAUAAGGAAAAGAUUCCAGAACUGGAAAAACAGAUUUCUGAGCCCUGCAGGUAAAGAAGUAUUGCUGAAGGCAGUCGCAAUGGCUAUGCCUACGUACAUUAUGUCGUGCUUUAAGCUGCCAAGGAAAUUGUGUAAAGAUGUCUGUGCACUGAUGGCCAAUUUUUGGUGGGGAGAAUCUAAUGGAAAGAACAAAAUACACUGGAUUUCUUGGGAAAGAAUGGCUUGGGAAAAAAAGGCAGGAGGUCUAGGAUUCAAGGACCUUGAAGCUUUUAAUCAAGCUCUGCUAGGAAAGCAAAUGUGGAGGUUAAUUACUAGACCAAAUCUGUUGGUGACCAAAGUGUUAAAAGCUAAAUAUUUUCCAAAGGAGUUCAUCUUACAUUGCAGUCCCACCAAAAAUGCAUCAUGGUUUUGGCAAGGCUUAAUGGGAGCAAGAAGCCUACUCAAUGAAGGACUGAUUAGGAGGAUAGGGAAUGGGCGUAGUACAAGCAUCUGGGAACAUAAGUGGAUUCCAGAUACAACUACAGGUAGGCCGACUACAAGUCGAAGGAACAAUUGUGGGCUGGAAAAGGUGGAAGAGCUCAUAUGUCAUCAAAGAUGGAAUAGGAAUAUCAUCUUCAGAAAUUUUAACAGAGAUGAUGCGCAUAAAAUUCUAGCUAUUCCCUUGGGUCUUUCAGAGAGGGAGGAUAGCUUUUAUUGGCAACCAAAGGCGGGAGGGCAAUACACUGUCAACUCGGGCUACAAUCUCCUAAUGAAGCAAAACAGAAAAAGAAAAAAGGGCAACCCUGAUGGAGCAAGUUCCAGUUAUGCAGAUGGUAGCCCCCAAGUUGUUCAAAUGUGGAACACUCUGUGGAGUUUAAAUAUUAAGCACAAGAUCAAGUUCUUCAUUUGGAAAUGCAUUCAAGGAGCCCUGCCAGUGAAGGAAGCAGUGAGGAGGAGAACGGGACAGGGUGAUCCUACUUGUACAACUUGUGGAACUGCACAGGAAACAGUAGAACACCUCCUGUUGACCUGUCCUCAUUCGAUGAACAUUUGGAAGGCAGCUCCUAUCCAGUGGGAUGGGGCAAAGGACCACCAAGGGAACUUCAAGCGAUGGUGGCUAAGGAUUUCAGAAGCACGGCUUAGACCAGAGGGGUUGGAACACAUUGGUUUAACGGCUAAUAUCCUAUGGCAGGUGUGGAAAGAAAGAAAUAAGAGGGAAUUCGAGAAAUCUGACAUAGUUACACCUUUCAAAACAAUAACAAGAGCACACAAGGAUUGGAUGGAACAGCUGCAGGAAGAGGGCACGACAGUUGGAAAGAGCACAGAAGAAACAGCCCCUAGACAAGAUAUGCAAGAUCAGAACUUUACGAAUGAGGGAGUUGUGAUAAUGGAGAUAGAAACAACAAAGAAAAAAGGACAGCAUACUGUUGGGAUAGGAGUCACAGUUAAGGAAUAUGCAAGGAAUAGAAUGACAAGGUGGUUAAUGAAUGAGAUUAGUUUGGGAAGCAAAGUCCUAGAUGAUGCACUAGCUCUGAAGCUGGCCUUGUGCAAAGCUGUGCAUCGAAACUGGAGUAAGGUGAAGCUGAAGUUUUGUAACAAGGAGCUAUGGAGACAAAUCAAACAGCAGAGCCCUGCGGACAUCAAGAUGGCAACAGUACUGGAAGACAUCUCUAAGUUACAGAGGUUGUUUUGCAUGUGCUCUUUUGACUUAUGUAGACAAGAACAUAUGUUAGUUAGCAAAAAAUUAAGUGAAGAUGCUUUAGGCGUUAUUGUUGAUGAGGAAAGACUGUUUCCUCAGUGUUCUUAG